Messenger RNA from Vombatus ursinus (common wombat), 1600 nucleotides. It is a transcript of the gene PWP1, whose product is annotated as PWP1 homolog, endonuclein. Gene Ontology annotation, cellular component: nucleus. The transcript is spliced from 15 exons. Gene Ontology annotation, molecular function: protein binding. The record is from RefSeq and is a predicted model, not a curated record. Bases 56 to 1582 code for a protein of 508 amino acids. Lineage: Eukaryota; Metazoa; Chordata; Mammalia; Diprotodontia; Vombatidae. Gene Ontology annotation, biological process: rRNA processing.
GCCUGCUCCGGCCCCCUCCUCCCUGCGUGCGGCACCGCGAUCCAGAAUCGUAUCCAUGAGGCGCAGCCGGCAGGUGACAUGCGUGACGUGGGUCCGCAGGGGCGUCGCCAAGGAGACUCCAGACAAGGUAGAACUGAGUGAGGACGAGGUCAAGCGUCUCAUUUCCGAAGCAAAGGAGAAAAUAAGAGAAAUAGACAGCAGUGAUGAAGGAGACGCUGCAGAGGAUGGCACGGACCAGGCACCAGCCCUCGUUCCAGCGCAGGCAGCCGAGCCCCCGUCGGAGGGUGUCCCAGAGGGAGAGGAGGGCGCGGAGGACGACGAGCUGGCUGAGUAUGAGCUGGAUAAGUACGAUAACGAAGACACAGGCACCGAGACUCUCCGAGAGUCUCUCUUGGGGCUCACCGUCUAUGGGAGCAACGAUGAAGAUCCUUACGUUACCCUCAAAAAUACGGACCAGUACGAACACGAAGACUUCCUGAUUAAGCCCGGCGACAACCUCAUCGUCUGCGGCAGGGCCGAAGACGACCAGUGCAAUCUGGAGAUCCACGUGUAUAACCAGGAAGAAGAAUCGUUUUACGUGCAUCACGACAUUAUCCUGUCUGCUUAUCCUCUGAGUGUGGAGUGGCUGAAUUUUGAUCCCAACCCUGAUGAAACCCCUGGAAACUAUGUGGCCGUGGGCACAAUGUCCCCCGUGAUUGAAGUGUGGGACCUCGAUAUCGUGGACUCUUUGGAGCCCGUGUUCUCACUUGGGAGCAAAGACAGGAAGAAGAAGAAAAAGAAGAAAGGGAAAAAGAGCCGAACAGCUGAAGAGACCCCAGAAGGACACACUGACGCCAUUCUCGAUCUUUCGUGGAAUAAACUAAUCAGAAACGUGCUGGCCAGCGCAUCCGCCGAUGGCACAGUAAUCCUGUGGGACAUGGCAUUGGGGAAGCCUGCGGCCAACCUGACCUUACACACAGACAAGGUCCAGACACUGCAGUUCCAUCCAUUUGAACCACAGACCCUGAUUUCUGGAUCAUACAACAAGUCCGUGGCCCUGUACGACUGCCGGAGUCCCCAGGAGAACCACCGCCUCUGGAAGUUUAGCGGGCAGGUGGAGAGAGUGACCUGGAAUCACUUUUCUCCCUGCAAUUUUUUGGCCAGCACGGAGGACGGCUUUGUGUACAAUUUGGACGCGCGUUCAAAUAAGCCCAUCUUUACACUCAAGGCACAUGAUGGAGAAGUUUCCGGACUCGAGCUAAGCAGUCAGGUUAAGGGCUGCCUCGUGACCUCAUCAUCAGACAAGUACGUCAAGAUUUGGGACGUCCUGGGAGACAGACCAAGCCUGGUGCACUCCAGAGACAUGAAGAUGGGUGUUCUCUUCUGUGCCUCGUGCUGCCCGGACUUGCCUUUUGUUUAUGCGUUUGGGGGCCAAAGAGAAGGGCUCCGGGUCUGGGACAUCAGCACCAUUUCUUCAGUGAACGAAGCUUUUGGGCACCGGGAGCGGCUGGUCGUCACCAGCCGGUCACUCUCCCCAGCCGGUGGCCCCCUCGGCCUCACGGGGAGGGACGGCGGGGACGUGGAGACGGCCAUGGAAUCUUAAUAAAUCUUUACCUCGUCA